Blastomyces gilchristii SLH14081 is the source of this 1173-nucleotide messenger RNA. RefSeq lists its product as uncharacterized. The coding region runs from base 1 to 1173 and encodes 390 amino acids. The record is from RefSeq and is a predicted model, not a curated record. Lineage: Eukaryota; Fungi; Ascomycota; Eurotiomycetes; Onygenales; Ajellomycetaceae. The transcript is spliced from 4 exons.
AUGCCUGCAAGUCAUCAACCUCCUUACUCUAUACUCUCUGCAUCUCAAUCUCUCCAGACGGUCCCUGCAUCUUUCAUCAGCUCUCAAACACUCUCUCACUCUUUACCCUCUCAUUCUUCUCUCUUCAGUCAUUCUUCACAAGUUCCAUCUUUCCCCUCUUUCAAAGAUCACCAUGAGGUCCAGUCUCGGGCAGAGAAUACUUGCUUGAAUGAUUUUAAUGAAUUCUUCACGGGACUUGAUUCUCUUCAUGUCCUCAUCCCCAGUGAUGCAGCUGUCGAACACUCGAGCCAGUAUUUGCAGAAUGAGAGGCACGGUUCUCACGGUUUUUCUGACGGAGAUGAGGACAGAGGCUGGGAGAAGGACGACGAAUCCUUACCGGUUCCUUCGCCUGCUGUAGAAUGCGGCCUGGUAAGAUCAGCCGGCACAAAGGCUCUUCCUGGCGACAGCAGUUCAACGCCUGUACUGGAUUCGACUCCACACGCUGGCUUUUUGGAGCCGGGCUGUGCAACAUCCAUAUCUCACUCUCCCAAGGCGGAUGGUGGAAGCAACGAAGCCGGCACUGGCAUCGCCGGUGUGCAUUCUAUUCAACUCAAGAGACAACGCCGGCCCCGGGCUGGUACCGGUGACAUGCACCCCAUGGUCGCCGUCGAAGUGCCGGUCAUCGCGGAUCGCCUCGAAGAAGCCAUGUCAGGCUCGAUGCGGUACGAGAAUGGGCUAAGCAGCCGACUCCGGACCCGCCAACAGAAGACUCGUGCACGAUCGAGGCGUGAGGUCCCUGAUACCCAGGACUGUAAGCUUCCCGGGAAGCCCGUGCAGUGUGUCGAAGACAACACAACCAUGUCUGACAUGGGUAGCUCGAGCGCACACUCCGACAAUACAGAUGACAACUACUGUGCAAGCAGCGAAGAGAAUGGCUCAAUGAAACCACCUUCAAAGCAUUGCAGGCUUUCCACACCGCCAUCCGGCCCUGCAUCGCGCCGUCCCCAGUUUCAGAUCCCAAGGGCAGCAGCCACUGCAGGUUGUGAAGAUGUUGAACAGGAGAACUGCAGAAUGGUCAUGCGCUGUUCAAUGACCGCCUCAGAUCUCGCGGGCGAGACGACAGCUGCGGCCAACGCUGAAAGAGAUUACAAUGAAUGGAAGAUUGAGGAUCUGGGCGGGAGAAGACGCCACUGA